This is a messenger RNA of Cavenderia fasciculata, 531 nucleotides long. RefSeq lists its product as uncharacterized. The record is from RefSeq and is a predicted model, not a curated record. The transcript has 3 exons. Lineage: Eukaryota; Evosea; Eumycetozoa; Acytosteliales; Cavenderiaceae. Bases 1 to 531 code for a protein of 176 amino acids.
AUGUCAUAUAUUCAUUCUAAUAUCAUCAAAUCAACAAUCAAGUUUAACUAUUACAACUAUUUUUAUUUCAAUAUGUUUAAAUCAUCAAUUGCAGCUUUUUCUAUUAUUUUAUUUGUAUUUACAGUUGUUACAAAUGCUGGAAUUACUAGUGUAAUUCAAAAUGGUAAACAAUUAACAAUCAAUUAUCAACCAAUGACAUUGAUACUAUUUGAAGAAGAGCUUAUUUUCAAUGGAAUGGAUGUUAGUAUCAUACCAUAUUGCAAGGCUUUGUAUGGUUGGACUCCACUCGUUUGUAAUUUACCAAAUGUACCAGCUUGUGAUUCCAUUCGUAUCUAUGGUGCUACUGGUAUCGGUGGUUCAAACAUUGAAAUGGUUGCCAAUUUUAAUUGUACCAUUCGAAAAACGACCGACCCAUUUUCGUUACAUUCAUUCAUUCUAUUCCAACUAUCAGUAGUCUAUCACUUUUUGUUUGUUGGCCCUACUUUUAGAAUCCUUGGUUUCGAGGAUGCUCGCAAACCCUCUCAUAUAUGA